Penaeus vannamei (Pacific white shrimp) is the source of this 640-nucleotide messenger RNA. The record is from RefSeq and is a predicted model, not a curated record. Lineage: Eukaryota; Metazoa; Arthropoda; Malacostraca; Decapoda; Penaeidae.
GCUCAGUUUCUCUCGAGACGCGGAAGGAAGUGGUCGCUUACGUCUCUCGCGCUCUCGGUGAUGGUCUGUGACUCGGCUCGUGCGUAGGGCUUCGUGACGACUUCGUGUUUUUUUUUUUUUAAUUCUUAAAUGCUUGUGUCCCCCCCCUCCCCCCCCCAAAUCCGAUGUGAUGCAGCCGCAGGAACGGACGAUGAGGGUCAAGUUCUGCAGCAUGGCCCAGCAAGCCGCCCUCGUGUGCGCCGUAAUGACAGUCUUCGUGCUGGUGUUCCACAACUUGGCGCAGGAGACAGCUGAUCCCAAGGCGGCGGCGGCGGGCCCUCGCCUCUCGCCUGUCCAGGGCUGGCCCGAGCGAGCCCCCCGCUCCCUCGGCAGGGACUACGAGCUCCCGGGGGGCGAGAACACCCUGCAGGACGGCCAGGGCGAGGGCCAGACGGGGGCGAGAGCGGAGGACCCUCUCGACGGGGGCGACGACGAGGAGGAGCGCAGGAAGGGCCUCCUGAACGCCCUCGUCGCCACCGCCACCGCCAAGCCCACCACCUCGCUCGACGACAUCUUCAUCAGCGUCAAAACCACCAAGAAGUUCCACAAGGAGCGGCUCGAGAUCCUCCUCAGGACCUGGUUCAAGCUCGCGCCCCGCCAG